Amoebophrya sp. A120 is the source of this 2233-nucleotide messenger RNA. Lineage: Eukaryota; Dinophyceae; Syndiniales; Amoebophryaceae. The record is from the annotation of a GenBank genome assembly.
GUCGCUUUCGCUAUUUCUUCGUCGUUCGUUAUCGUUUUUGUAGAAGCAUUCGUGCGUACGGGAUGUGACUGAAAAUACUCCACAUCAAUGCGGAAAUACAUUUAUUGUAGCUCGUUCCACCUUUUUUUCUCACUAAAGGAAUCGACUUUAUCCGUAUGCUGCCACGUGCUCCUGAGUAGCGAUUUGGUCUAGUCACUUUCCGAUCCGCCCAGCAUGGGUCGCGCGGGGAUUCAGAUCGGGCAAGGGAUUAUUGCGGUGGCGAUACUCCUUGGCAUCGUAACCCUGUUUCUGCCCUGGUCUGCACAGCAAAUGAUCUCGGGAAACGGUAUGAUUGUGUUUCUUUCUGAUGCAAUGCAGCGUGCGAGCACGUAUCAUGAAACUCCUUGAGAACUACAAUGCAGCGUGCGGCCACGUAGCGGUAUAAAUAUGUCUACGAAAUCCUUGAAAGAAAAAUAUUCUUGAAACAACAUCAAUCAGGCUUCGAGACCGCGAUCUUUUACCUUCACCGCAUCUAUCUGAAUUCGAGCUUCAGUAUCGGGUCCAACCUAAUGGAAGCCAUGAAGGCGCGGGGCUACACGAGACAUCCCUGCGUUGGCGGACCAAGUUCCAAAAUGACAAUCGGAGGGCACGAAAUGACGCUGCACACCUGUUGGAGUGUACUUAUUAUUUUCUAAAGCAAUUUACUAUUUCGACGUCACCGGGUUUUUUUAAAGAUGAAAAGUGAUGCGCUAUUGAGGAUUUGGAGUUCUUUCGAGGGAGUUAAAGCAUACGCUUAAGUGCUUCUCCCACCUCGUCUCCCUCCCCACACACAGAUACCAACUUGGAAAGCAGCGCUGCACGGUAGUUCAACGGCAGCCUUGACAAACGUGGACGCGACGGGAAUCCUGGUAGGGGGAAUCCUGAGCGGGGAAAACCAGAUGAUGGCGGUGAUGUACGGCGGGGUCGUCGCCUUUGUCAUGGCCCUGGGCUGCAUUGUCGGGAACCUUGCAUGUAUCCUCUUCAUUGGCCACUACGCAAACAGCCGCGCUUCGGCAAAGACCAGAAAAUUGGCCAGUCUUAUGCUGGUAUGAAAAUGCAAGUUACUUCUCUUCUCGUAGAUGAUUUCCUAGAAAAAUUGAAUUGGAUCAAAUUCUACUCCCGUCUUUCGCUUGAUGUUUCGUGCCGCUCUUGAUCAUUUGAAUUCCGGAGCCGGAAGCAGGCGGGAACAAGAUCAUUAUCCCGAGAAAUAAGAUAUUAAAAAAAUGCGAAAAACAAAAUUUUCAGAAACUGUCGACCAUGCUCGGGUUUACGACGGCUGUAGUUUACCUUCUUGCCGUGAUGAUCAUGAGCAAAGAACGCGGCGGGCUGUUCGGGAUGUUCUCCUCCGAGUCGGCCGUUAUCCCGCGGGAGGGGUUUUUUGUCUUCUUCUGCGUCUGCGGGGUGAACUUGGUAGCUAUGGGGGCUUCCAAGUACUGGAAAUCGGACACCAGCGAGUUUUUGGUAUCCUCUGCAAAGAAAGUGAGCCACAAGUUGUGCACAACUUGAUUCUGGGACGAAGAUUGAUGUCAGCAUGAGUUGUAAAACAUGAUAACUAGUAGUAGUAUCCCGCACAUCAGGAAGUGGUCAUGAAUACAGAAAGUUAUGCAGAUUUGUCUACUAUCUCUGUUUAGGGUGGACUUGUGUAGAAAAUGAAGUUUGCAAUGCAUAUUUCACGGCGAAGGACAAAUUGCGGAAAAACAUGGAUCUGAUGGCGGCUUCGGAAUCGGAGGACGACUACGACGACUGGACUCCGUAUUACUAAAAUGCCUCUGAUGCGGAGCGUUGCUGUCAUGCAGAUUGUGAGUCUCGAGUUUGGAGGGGCUUACUUUGCUGACCUUCAGAAAUUUAUUUGAUUAUCGUUGAAAUUGCUGUAGUAUUAUCGAGAAGGAAUCUUUGAAAAGUGGUAUUGGAAUCCAAGAUAAAAUUAAUUUGCUCAGCAGGCAACUCAUUGGCAUUUUUGAGGAAGAAAUUAAGCCAGACCCGUUUCGUAAAUAAACUGUAUAAAAUUUUUCGAUGGCACAAUGACCCGCCAGCGUUACUACGUCGACCUUGUACAUGAGAUUUCAUCCGUUUGAAUAGUUUGUACGAAUGUUUUAGUGUCGCGAGCAUGUCACGGACUGCGGUGAGACUCCUAUCAAAAGAUACACGUGCCUGUAAAUAAAGACACUAAAACUUGUAUUCACAGAACGACAAGAAUACCACGUGAUUGCGACAG